Zingiber officinale is the source of this 2117-nucleotide messenger RNA. Its product is annotated as protein DWARF AND LOW-TILLERING-like. The record is from RefSeq and is a predicted model, not a curated record. The transcript has 2 exons. NCBI's taxonomy places the organism in Eukaryota, Viridiplantae, Streptophyta, Magnoliopsida, Zingiberales, Zingiberaceae. Gene Ontology annotation, biological process: regulation of DNA-templated transcription. Gene Ontology annotation, cellular component: nucleus. Bases 337 to 1878 code for a protein of 513 amino acids. Gene Ontology annotation, molecular function: DNA-binding transcription factor activity; sequence-specific DNA binding.
GGAGUUCUUUUUGCCCUCCUCGCCUGGUGCCGUCCGUGGCGACUCACAUUCAACCCCCGUUGCAGUAGCAGAGAGAGGCCAAGGAGGAGGAAGACAGAGCAGGAAAUGGAAGCAGUGCCCAAGGAGGAGGAAGAAAAACACACCAAAACACCCUAGUUUUCCCUUCUCGAAUCUCUUCUUCUCUAAUCUUCGCACUUGAGGAAAUCAAACUAGUGGAAGUUUUGGAUUGGGGGAUGUCACUGGAAAGCUAAACUCUCUCCUUUUUCGUUUUCUUUAAUCAGGUGAUUGCGAGGAAGAUCAUGGAGCUGAAGGAGACCUCUGCAAUGAUCAAACGACAUGCUUCGAUGUGGAGUAUCGACGUGCUCAGAUCAUCUCGUGCCCCAAGCAUCCGCGUGGCGCGGUGGAGCCAUUGACGUGGCGGAAGCUGGUGGCGUCGGCAGGCACUGGGAGCGCCGGAGGAGCCGGAAAAGAUCCAUCGAACUCGAAACCCUCGACGACAGCGAUCAAACCAAGAGGACGAGGACUGGCGAGCUCGAGGAUGACUCGAGCACCGGCGAAGAAGAUGAAAAAUACACAAUCGAGGAUUCGUCUCCCGGCUCCAGCUCUUGGUGCAGAGACUACAGUUCAUCGCCAGGGAAGCGCAAUGAACCUAAUCGUUAUGUUGCCGGUGCAAUAGGCAACCCGACGGAGCAGCAGGGGUUUGAAGUCGUGAGCUUUCUCACGUCCUGCGCCGAGUCCAUCGCCUCGGCGAACUGCCUAGCCAUCAACUUUUUCUUAGCUCGACUCGGCGAGACGGCCACCACGACCGGCGCCUCCCCCAUCCACCGAGUCUCCGCCUACUUCACAGAAGCUUUCGCGCUCCGAGCCGUUAAGUUGUUCCCUCGCAUCUUCUCCAUCGCUCCGCCGCGGAGCCUUGUUCACCCUUCGGACGACGAUAACCACGUGGCCUUGCGGAUCCUCGACUGCACCACUCCCAUCCCAAAGUUCCUCCACUUCACCGUCAACGAGAUGCUGUCGAAGGCAUUCGAAGGGCAAGACAGAGUGCAUAUCAUCGAUUUCGACAUCAAGCAAGGUGUUCAGUGGCCAAGCUUGCUCCAGAGCUUGGCUUCCAGGCGUCACCCGCCCACACACGUGCGCAUCACCGGAAUCGGGGAGUCCAGGCAGGAGCUCGCCGACACAGGGCUCAGGCUAUCUCGUCUAGCGGAAUCGAUGGGCCUCGCCUUCGAGUUCCACGCGGUCGUGGACAGGGUGGAGGACGUGAGGCUCUGGAUGCUCCAUGUCAAGAGGGAGGAGUGCGUGGCCAUCAACUGCGUUCUAAUGCUUCACCGGGCGCUCCAUGACGAGACCGGGAAGGCUUUCUCCGACCUUCUUGAGCUCGUCAGGAGCACGAACCCAGCAAUUGUGGUGAUGGCAGAACAAGAAGUGAAGCACAACGAAGCCAAUUGGGGGAGAAGGAUGGCCAGAUCAUUGAAGUACUACACGGCCAUCUUUGAUGCCUUGGAUCACGCUAUGCCCAAGGACAGCCUUGCCAGGAUCAAAGUCGAAGAGAUGUUUGCCAAAGAGAUCAGGAACAUAAUUGCUUGUGAAGGUGAUGAUCGCGUCGAAAGGCACGAAAAUUUCCAGGGCUGGAAGAGGCUAAUGGAGGACGGUGGUUUCAGAAACCUGGGAUUCAGACAAAGAGACAUGCUUCAAAUUCACAUGAUACUGAAGAUGUACAGUUGUAGUGAGAACUACAAGUUGGAGAAACAAGGGGAAGGUGAAGCACUCACUCUCAAGUGGUUGGAUCAGGCUCUCUACACUGUCUCAGCUUGGGUUCCUUCAAAAGUCGCAGGCAGUUCCUCUACUUCUCAAUCAAAUCUGCUGCUGGCUUCUGCAUGAGUUUUUCACAGUUCUUACAGAUUCUUUUAUACCAUUCUUACAGAUACAUUAAUUCUUUAUUCAUUUGUUGUUUAGUCUCAUCGCUUCAAUUGUUGUAAUUUUGAUGCUCAGAACAUACUGUAGUUGCUCGAACUGAAACUGAAAGGUUCUUCAAUUGUUCAAACACAAUUGGUUGUUUACUCUUUACUCUGUAUCUGCAGAAACAAAGUUAAAUGAUUUUUUCCCCCGAAUUCUAUUGA